Messenger RNA from Gloeophyllum trabeum ATCC 11539, 1707 nucleotides. Its product is annotated as RNI-like protein. Gene Ontology annotation, biological process: SCF-dependent proteasomal ubiquitin-dependent protein catabolic process. Gene Ontology annotation, molecular function: protein binding. Gene Ontology annotation, cellular component: SCF ubiquitin ligase complex. The record is from RefSeq and is a predicted model, not a curated record. The coding region runs from base 95 to 1414 and encodes 439 amino acids. The transcript is spliced from 5 exons. NCBI's taxonomy places the organism in Eukaryota, Fungi, Basidiomycota, Agaricomycetes, Gloeophyllales, Gloeophyllaceae.
CGGACUCGUCAUCUGCUACGUGAUUCUCAUUUUCCCUUGACAUACUGCUUGAACCUCACCGCCGUUCUCCACCAGGUCAGAAAUUGUCACUGGCAUGAGGACGUUUGACCGCCUCCCAACUCGAGAGGAACGCCCGUUUGUGCGGCACCUCAUCCUAUCGCGUGACACGGAUGUCCAGGUUACGGACGACACCCUGGCCGAGAUACUUGCCACAUGCAAUCAUUUAGAAACCGCCUUCCUGAGCGGUAUCGCUGAUUUAAGCGACAGAACGCUUAUUGUGCUAGCGUCCACUGCCGUGCAACUGGAAGGGAUCGAUCUAACCUCGUGCAAAGAGGUGACAGACGUCGGCGUAUGCGAGAUCGCAGCACAAUGCGCGGGACUCCAAUGGAUGAAGCUCAAUGGCAUCGUGGGUGUCACCGAUCCCUCCGUGUCCUUGAUUGCAAAGACAAUUCCCCACCUGCUGGAGCUCGAGCUGUGCGACCUCCCGCUCCUCACAGCUAACUCGAUACGGGAUGUUUGGAUGUUCUCAAGGAAACUGCGCCGGCUCCGGCUAUCCCAUUGUACUCAGCUAACGGACCAAGCCUUCCCCGCUCCCCGAGGCGGGAUAUCUUCGGACUCGUUCGCCGGGAUGUCUGCGGCAGGCGAGGCCGAUCACAGCGCUCCCAGUUGGUUAGACUCCCUCCCGCCGCUGGUCCUGCAGCAUACGGCAGAAGACCUGCGUGUCUUGGACGUGUCCUACUGUCAUAAACUGACGGAUCGUGCCAUAGACGGCAUUAUACAACAUGCCCCGAGACUGCAGACGUUGGUUUUGUCAGGCUGCACAGCGUUGACGGACAAAGCGGUCGACAGUGUGUGCAGACUCGGAGAUUUUCUCGACGUCCUGAUGUUGGCACAUGUAUCCAAUAUCACCGACAACUCCCUGGUCAGACUAGCGCGGUCAUGCACGAAGCUUCGGUGUGUCGAUCUCGCGUUCUGUCGCCGCGUUACCGAUCUCGGGGUAUCCGAGCUAGCCAGCCUUCCGAAUAUUCGGCGGCUGAACCUCAUCGGGCUGCGUAAGGUCACAGACAACGCGCUCUUCUUCAUGGCAGAGUCUAAUUGCAGGCUCGAGCGACUAUACUUAUCCCAUUGCGACCGUAUCACAUUGGACGCAGUUCACGUCCUUCUAACAAAGCUGGAGUCCCUCCGCCACCUCACCGCUACGGGUGUCCCCGCCUUCAAGCGUAGAGGCGUAAGUCGCUUUUCCGAAAAGCCUCCCCCACAGUUCUCUGAGACGAACACGUUUUUCGUCUUCUCGGGUGAGAAUGUCCGCAAUCUGCGCCGGUUCCUGGACAAAGAACGCAAAAGACGGCGGGAUGCCGAGGAGAAGUGCAUACCUUUUAGGCCGCGAUCUGACGAUGCUAUGGAUCUGUAUUGAUCUCUCACACGCUGGGACUGCUUGGACCGAAGUUAUACCUUUGCUGUCAUCAUAGCAGCAUGUUCGAUACCCAUAUUUAUAUCCAUCAUUGAUUUAUCAUAUCGAGGUCACAUAUUGUUAGACGCCCUUUGGCCUGAUAUUAUUGACAGGGUCUAGAGAGGAACCUGUGUACACAAUCUGAGGAAGGACAUGGAUCGGUGGGCAGGCAAGGGUAAUUCACUUAAGAGCGAUAGCUCGGGAGUCGGCGGUGGAGCCGGCUGCAGGCAUAGAUGGGAACUGGUGAGACACGCGAU